GUUCUCAUCGUCGAGGACAACCUGAUGAACCAGAAGGUGGCGAAGGUUGUCGUGAAGCACUGCGGGAUGACGGCGGAUGUCGCCAACAACGGCGCGGAGGCUGUCGAGAUUAUGAAGGGCGGCGGGCUGUACGACGUCAUCCUGAUGGAUAUUCAGAUGCCGGUGAUGGACGGCCUGGAGGCGACGCAGCGGAUCCGCGAGAUGGAGGCGACGGGUACCAUCGCCAAGGGCAACUACAUCGUCGCCACGUCCGCCAACGCCACCGCGGAGAACCACCGCGAAGGGUACGAGGCUGGCAUGGACGAGUACAUCACCAAGCCAAUCUACCCGAGCAAGCUGAAGGAGCUCCUGGCGAAGCCGAAGCGUAUGCAGACCGUGCUGGAGUUCGACGACGGCGCGGACGGGGACGCCGAAGUUACCUCGCUCAUAGGGCGAAACGGUUCGGGUUGA
Messenger RNA from Micromonas commoda, 450 nucleotides. RefSeq lists its product with no specific name. The annotation marks the transcript as partial. The transcript has a single exon. The record is from RefSeq and is a predicted model, not a curated record. Gene Ontology annotation, biological process: phosphorelay signal transduction system. Lineage: Eukaryota; Viridiplantae; Chlorophyta; Mamiellophyceae; Mamiellales; Mamiellaceae.